AUGGGCAAUGUGAUGGAGGGUAAGUCGGUGGAGGAGCUGAGCAGCACCGAGUGCCACCAAUGGUACAAGAAGUUCAUGACCGAGUGCCCCUCCGGCCAGCUCACUCUCUACGAGUUCCGCCAGUUCUUCGGCCUCAAGAACCUGAGCCCGUCGGCCAGCCAGUAUGUGGAGCAGAUGUUCGAGACCUUUGACUUCAACAAAGACGGCUACAUCGACUUCAUGGAGUACGUGGCGGCGCUCAGCCUGGUCCUCAAAGGGAAGGUGGAACAGAAGCUGCGCUGGUACUUCAAGCUCUACGACGUCGACGGCAACGGGUGCAUUGACCGCGACGAGCUGCUCACCAUCAUCCGGGCCAUCCGUGCCAUUAACCCCUGCAGCGACUCGACCAUGAGCGCAGAGGAGUUCACCAAUACCGUGUUCUCCAAGAUUGACGUCAAUGGGGAUGGGGAACUCUCGCUGGAGGAGUUCGUGGAGGGCGUCCAAAACGACCAGAUGCUCCUGGACACACUGACACGAAGCCUGGAUCUUACCCGCAUCGUGCGCAGGCUCCAGAACGGCGAGCAAGAUGAGGAGGGGGCUGGCAACCAGCAAGAUGAGGAGGGGGCUGGCGGCGGGGCGGCUGAGGCAGCCGGCUGAGCCCACCGCUCAGCUGCUUCUGUAUCGGGGAGGGGUGUGCGGUGGUGCUGGUGUCCUCGUUGUUUUAAUUCUAGAUGGAGUCUAUGAACUCAGAGGGUCAGCUUACCUCUUUGGGGUGCAUGGUGGCAGCAGAGGGGCAAGGGUGGGGGGCCAGAGCUUGGGACGGUGAAGGACGGUUCCUGAACUCUCCGCUUGAGGCGGCUGGCGGUGACUGCUCCCUGCUGGGGGAAACUCCUCAACAUCCCUCUGCCACCUCCCUUGCCCCUUCUGGCACCUCCUCCAUCUUUUCCCGGCUUGCCCCAUUGAGCUUCUCCAGGCCCACUCUCUUCUAGACAGCAAAGCUCUGAGGCACAGCUGGGCCUUCCCGGAACUCUGAUAGGAUCCUGCAGCUCAGGGGACCACAGGCUCCAACCCAGCGCUGCAACCACACACCCAUCCCACGCCAGGAGCCUGGAGCCUACUUGUGUGGUUUGCGUUGAUUUGUUCCUCCCUUCUGCAACCGUUUAUUGAACACCUUCUGUGUAUAAUGCUAGAUGUUACGUGUGCAAAGAAGAGGACAGUUCUCAUCCUCAAGGAACCCACAGGCUCAGCAGCGUUAUAAU
This is a messenger RNA of Equus caballus (horse), 1238 nucleotides long. It is a transcript of the gene GUCA1A, whose product is annotated as guanylate cyclase activator 1A. NCBI's taxonomy places the organism in Eukaryota, Metazoa, Chordata, Mammalia, Perissodactyla, Equidae. The record is from RefSeq and is a predicted model, not a curated record. Gene Ontology annotation, biological process: visual perception; positive regulation of guanylate cyclase activity. Gene Ontology annotation, cellular component: photoreceptor inner segment; cone photoreceptor outer segment. Gene Ontology annotation, molecular function: calcium ion binding; calcium sensitive guanylate cyclase activator activity.